AGUGAUUAAAUAAGGGGAUGUCCUUGUUUUCUCUUGCCAGGGAACUUGAAAAGAAGAGGCUGUCAUGAUGCCUGAGACUGGCGGCGCAUCGGGUGCACCCAAGAAGGGCCUGACGCUCGAUGACCUCAUCGCGACCAUCGACCGGCAUGAAAGGAAUCCAAGCAAUAUCCCCAAGGUCAAUACCUUCCAUUUUUGUGGGGAAAGAGUCUCAGAAUGGUUGGAGCGGGUGGAACAAGCUCUGGUCGGGCGGUCGGACGUUGUAAAGUUCCAACGCAUCCUUCAGUAUGUCCUCCACAGCUACCAUCUAGAAGUGAAGAAAGUUAUAGAUGCAGCCCAAGGUAGCUGGGAAAGAUUCAAAGAGGGAAUGCAAAGGAAGUACCACCUGGGAGAUGGACUAUUGACCACUGCAGACCUUGAGGCAAUGAACAAGGAGGCUUUUACGACGAUAGGGGCUUUCGUCCAAGAGUUCAAGAAGAGGGCGCGGAAGGUGGAACAACGUCAGGUACGCCUGCAAAGGGAGAAGAGAAAGGAGAGAGAUGCGACCGCUUCUGAGAUCCCGGGAGUAAAGAGGAUUGUUACUGACGUAUUGGCGCAGCUGGGGUACGCGACAGAGCCGGUGGUGCAAAGAAGGGUAGUAACGGUUGUCCAGGUAAAAGGAAAAAAGUCAGUGGUGGAGGAGGCCGUUGAGGAGGAACUCUGGGAAGAGGAAGAGCCAGUGCCGCUGCACCUAACGAAGGCCCAGCGCAAACUGCGUAAUCUGGCGCAGGGCGGGCAGGGAUCAGGAAAGGGGCAGGCGCCCCAGGCCCAGGCGGCGGCACCUCCAAAUGUAGCAGCUCCAUCGUCUAAGAGGAACUACUCUCAGUUCAAGAGGGAGACCCUUGCCGUCCUCCAUUGUCUGCGAAUCUUCCGAAACUAUAUCUUCAGCAGGAGGUUUAUUUUGAGAGUGGAUCUGACUGCCUUGGCCCACUCUCUAAGGAAUUACGUUCGAUCGGAUCCGACGGUUGCCAGAUGGCUGACGUACAUCUGGAUGUUCAAUUUUGAGUUGGAACGGAUUCUUGGUAGCAAGAACCGGGCGGACGGGCUGAGUCGUAUCAACUGGGAUAACCAGGAAGGAGAGGCUGUGGAGAAUACGCCCCCAGUUGAUGGAUUUCUGGAUCAGGAAGAAGAUGUUCGUCUCCACAUCAACAAGUGGUCGCCGCGAGUACCCAGUUGUGUAGGCUAUCCUAUCUGGCAGGCGCCGAAUGGGUAUGAAAGGAGGGCCGAGCUAGUCCUCAAACCCUUUGAAGAAGAAGAUCCCUGGGGUGGUAAGAAUGUUCAGUGGAUGAUGGAGCUAGCGCUGGCAAGCUCGCAUAGCCUGGUGGAGGAUGUGAGGGCGAUUGAGGAAGGGCCUGGCCAGGUAGAACGGCAUGAGGACCUGAUGGGAGUAAUGUAUCUCCUCGUCAACACGUUAUUGCAGGAAAGCCCCGACCAGUCAGGCUCGUUGAACCCGACAGGGAAUGUGGACGGAGUACUCGAAAGCCAGGACGACGAGUUCGAGGAGGGGGAGAUUAAGGAGGUUUUUCGUGCAGAGGAGUAUGACGGGAUCUACCUAGAGCUGGGGCUUCUUCUGUCAUGUGAAAUACGGCUAAGGGAUGCAAGCGAUGGGGCUCAGAGAAUGCUGCAGCGCUACUUAGUGCGAGACGGCCACCUUUUCGAGGAGGUGCCACGAGAGGAGGUGCCACGAGAGGAGGUGCCACGGGAGGAGGUCCAGGAUACUCAGCGAGAGAUAGGGCCGGGCGAUGAGGGGAGACGUGCAGGGAAGGAAGUGAUAGAGGUUGCAGAGGACACGCCCCCUCAGUCGCCAGCAGUAGGCUUGAGGCUUGGAGAUGCAUAUGGGGGCACGUGCCAGACAGGAGAGGAGUUGCAGAGAGAAGAGGCCCCAUUGCCUUCGUCGGGAAAGGCUCCUUCACCAGAGAGCAGGGCAGAAAGGAGAAGAGAGAGGGCAGCUGUAAGGAGAGAGGCCUUGACUCUGAUUGACAGGCACCUAGCAGCUCAUGCCCUAGAGCACCCAGACCUGCAGGAACCAACACCUGCAGAGCCACGCCAGGAGCCGUGCCAGCCCGAGAAGGAGAUGGAGGCAAAGAUCCCAAAGAGGGUUGACCUCCGCACGAGGGAAAGAGCGCCAGCUGGAGAGACAGCAGAGGAAAAGAGGGCGAGAAGAACCAGGAGGAUAGACGAGAUAUGGCAAGAGAGACAGAGGUUGGAGGCAGCGGGGGAGCUUCCGGAGCAGCAGCAGGAGAGACAGAAAUCGGAGGCAGCAGGAUCACUCCCAGGUCAGCCACCCAGCGCGCCAGCUAGGGCCCCGGAGAUCCCUGUGAUGUGGAGGGACUUUUGGGAGUAGAGAGGAGAGGAGCUUCCUUCGCCAGUCAGAGUC
Chara braunii is the source of this 2413-nucleotide messenger RNA. NCBI's taxonomy places the organism in Eukaryota, Viridiplantae, Streptophyta, Charophyceae, Charales, Characeae. The record is from the annotation of a GenBank genome assembly.